UGAAUGCAACAUAUCCCGGAGCCUCGUAUCUACCAACGUUAUCAAACCUACCAUUGUUUGACUAAUCCGUCUCAAAGAUCGGUUCCCAUCCUACAUCUUUUGGUAUUGGUUGCAUUGCCAACACAAGUCACUCCACGUACAUGCAAUACACACGUGUUGCUGACCAACUGGGCUUACAAUGACCCCGCGAGUGCCAGCUGAGACAGAACAGUCGGUUGUUACACAGUUG
Messenger RNA from Bipolaris maydis ATCC 48331, 229 nucleotides. NCBI's taxonomy places the organism in Eukaryota, Fungi, Ascomycota, Dothideomycetes, Pleosporales, Pleosporaceae. The record is from RefSeq and is a predicted model, not a curated record.